Messenger RNA from Morone saxatilis (striped sea-bass), 2815 nucleotides. Its product is annotated as drebrin-like protein A. The transcript has 16 exons. Gene Ontology annotation, biological process: positive regulation of dendritic spine morphogenesis; positive regulation of axon extension; regulation of actin filament polymerization. Gene Ontology annotation, molecular function: actin filament binding. Gene Ontology annotation, cellular component: cortical actin cytoskeleton; plasma membrane; actin filament. Bases 251 to 2758 code for a protein of 835 amino acids. Lineage: Eukaryota; Metazoa; Chordata; Actinopteri; Moronidae. The record is from RefSeq and is a predicted model, not a curated record.
UACCCUGCUGCACAAAGACCAGUCGCAGUCUCCUCCACGCUGUGAGUGCGCAGCGCCUGCACAGAUCGCUCCAAUUUGGACCUUAAGCCUUACAUUGCAUGAACCUGCAAACCUUUACUGCUGUUUUCUCGGCCGUGAACGACCCUCGGUGUUCCGCUGUGGCUGUUUUACAGCAGAUACUCCGACCCCGAAAACCAUCGGGACCAGUGAAGAGAGAAGCUGCGGGAGUGGUCUGGAAACUUUUGCCAUCAUGAGCACGCGAACGGUCAACCUUGAUACCUACAGCUUGUCGCUGCUUACUGCCAAAGAGGACAUCCUCAACCCCCGUUCCUCCACAAACUGGGCAAUAUUCGCAUAUGAUGGAAUUACCAACAAGCUCAAACUGGCUGACUCAGGAGCGGGUGGUGUGGCAGAGCUGGCAGGGAAGUUUCACAUCUCCAAGCCUCAAUAUGGACUGUGCAAAGUGGGAAGUAUGGAGACAGGAGCCCCCCGGAUUGCUAUGAUCAGCUGGGUCGGCCAACAUGUGGAGGACUACCGAAGGACAGAAUGUGCCAGCCACAUUCCAGCCAUCAAAAACUUCUUCAAGGAAGCACACGUGUUCAUUAGUGCAGAGAAGGUUGAGGAUGUGACAGAGGAGAACAUAAGAAUGGAGCUCAGCAAGGCCCAGGCACAUACUCCUACACAGUGGGUGAGAAGGAGCUCCAGGUCUGCGGACAAGGAGGAAUUAGUGGGUACAAACUACAGAAAAACUAAUGCCGCAAUGGAGAUAAGACUAAUAAACAGAGACUCCUUCUGGGCACGUGCAGAGCGUGAAGAGGAAGAGAGGAAAGAAGAGGAGCGGAGAAGAACAGCAGAGGAGAGACGCCGCCUUGAAAAAGAAAGAGUUUUAAAGGAACGGAGGGAUGCAGAAGAAAGAGAUAGAAAGAUGAACGAAAAGCUACAGAUGAUUGAGGAGCAGAGAAGAAAACAGGCAGAGCAACAAGAAGAACUACGCAGAAAAGAGAAAUCAAGAUGGGAGCAGCAGCAGAGGGAGCAUGAGGAACAUAUGAGGGCUCGUCUUAGAAGGAGUGAAUCCAUAGAGAAAGCAGCAGAGGCAGCAGCAUUAGUGUCCCAACGCUCGAUGAACCCUAGGGAGUUCUUCAGGCAGCUUUCAUCAUCAUCAUCACAAAGUCCCACCAGCCCUGGAUCCUCCCGCUCUGGCAAACCGUUCAGACGAUACCAGCGCAGCCUGACAGACACAGCCUUCAUCUUCUCUAAAGCAGAAGAGAGCACGGCAUCCUCCCCUCGCAGUUCUCCCUUGGUCUCCCCCUUCUCCCGUGCUCCUCCCUCCCCCAUCUACCGUGCCAUGUCUCCCCCCACAAGCCCUGACUUCCGGCCUGUCACCUCUCCACAAAGGCCCAGAGCCCCCAUGUCACCACCCACAUCACCUUUGCGCCCUACCCCUCCAGUCUCAGGCCUGCCAAGUGUGCCACAAACUAACAACCAAGUUCAGGCUGUUGUUGAGCCCAAGCCCCAAUCACCCACAGAACCUUCUGCACCUCCGGCCUCCCCUAGCCUUUUGGCUUCCUUGUCUACCAGUACAGUAAAAAGAAACCCUCCUCAGUCACAUCAAGAGGCCCUACCUGACUCUCCCCCAAAUACCCCAACACAGCCAGAGCACUCAGCUUUCUGCUUCGAGCCAGUUUCAGCUCCACAGGCACCAACAGCUCCUCUUCCAGAGAGACCACAGCCAGACACAGACCUCAACACAGCCACUCAUGUGCACACUGAGCUGGUCUCAGACAUUGGCUACAAAGUACAGGCUGUACUGGUGGAGGAGGAUGAGGAAGAGGAUGUGGAGGAGCACGAGGAAGAUGUGGCUGAAAGACAACCACAGCUGUGUGCUGUCAUCACAGAACCAGUCCAGAUUGAAGCAGAGGAGCAGAAGCGAGAGGAGGAAGAGGAAAAGGAGGAGGAGCAGGAGGAGCAGGAGAAGUACAAAGAGGAACAAGAGGAGGAGGAAAAGGAGGAAGAGCAGGAGGAGCAGGGGGAGCAGAAGGAGCAGGAGAAGGACAAGGAGGAGCAAGAGGAGGAGGAAAAGAAUGAGGAGCAGGAGAAGGACAAGGAGGAGCAAGAGGAGGAGGAAAAGAAUGAGGAGCAGGAAAAGGACAAGGAGGAAAAGAAGGAGGGAUUAAAACAAGAUGCUGAGCCUGCAUCAAUGGAGCAGCCAGUGGAAGUGGUAUGGGAGGAAGAGGAGGCAAAGGAAGAUGGAGAAGAGAAUGACCAAUCAGAAGACAGUCAGGCCCCUGCUGAGUCUGCUGAGGUAUUGGAAAAAGAGGAAGAGUCAACAGUCACAGAUGCCGGACCAAUUUGUCAAGAAAUCAAACAUGAGACUGUCAUCCUGUCAACAAAUGGCAUCACAAAUGGAGAGGACACACAGGAACAGAAUGGCAUAGAGCGAUCUUUGAGUCCAUCUGACACAGAACUCAGCUCACCGGAACUGGCUGUAUGCUACGAUCUUCAUGGCAUGGCAGCGGAGGAUGACGUCAUUGAGGAUAAGGAACAGGAGAUCUCAGAAAAUGGACAAGAGGUUUUAGCUGAGCGGCAAAUGUGUGUCCGAGCUCUGUAUGACUACCAAGCAGAGGACGAAUCUGAGAUCUCCUUUGAACCCGGUGACAUCAUCAGGGACGUGGAAACGGUGGACAAAGCCUGGUGGAGGGGGUGGAGCAAAGAUGGCCGUCAAGGCUUGUUCCCUGCCAAUUAUGUGGAGACCAUAUAGGCAGGCAGACACACACACACACACACACACACACACACCUAUACAAACACACACACA